This is a messenger RNA of Anoplopoma fimbria (sablefish), 3889 nucleotides long. RefSeq names its product innate immunity activator b (gene inavab). Bases 339 to 2171 code for a protein of 610 amino acids. The transcript has 11 exons. NCBI's taxonomy places the organism in Eukaryota, Metazoa, Chordata, Actinopteri, Perciformes, Anoplopomatidae. The record is from RefSeq and is a predicted model, not a curated record. Gene Ontology annotation, biological process: adherens junction maintenance; positive regulation of protein ubiquitination.
UCCUGAAGCAGCUUCUCCAACUAAAGUUGUGUUUAAGGAGUUCAUCAUUAUGUUUGAUGUUUGUGUUAUUCUGUAUCCAGCCUUCUAGACACGGAGACCUUGAGGACCAGUGUUGGUCGUCUCUGCUCCUUUGUCAGUGUGAAUAGAAGUAAACUUCCAGCUCAGGUCUGGGACAGUUUGUAUGGAUGCAGAUGAGACACGAUGCUAGCAAGCUAACAGCUAACGGUGCUGAGAAACGCACAGCAUUUAAAAGAAACUGAGAGGAAUCAUGACAGUGAAGACAUGGUGAGCGUUGACGUCACCCACUGAAGAGAAUAGCAACUGGUCGAUCCACUGACAUGGAGGGCAACGGAGAGAACAGUGACACUGACAGCGGCAUCAUCCUUCAUUCAGGCUCUGACAGCCCAAUGACACAUAUGAAGGAUGUGACUACGCACACACGGGCCAUGAAACUCAAACACCAGGCUCUCCAAGACCGUCUGGAGCUCUGCCUACUGGAGUUGAAGAAACUCUGCAUACGAGAAGCUGAGUUGACAGGCCGGCUCCCAGAUGAUUACCCUCUGCUGCCGGGAGAGAAGCCUCCGCAGAUUCGUAGACGUAUUGGAGCUGCGUUUAAACUGGACGAACAAAGCUUCCCUCGAGGAGCAGAGGAUUCGAAACUGAGUAUAGUGGAUGCUGAGUUGGCGCUUCAGAUGAAGAUAUAUGAGGCAGCGCGCAAGCUCUGCGAGGAGGAUCACAUGAGUAAGGCUGUUAAAAAGAGCCGGUUACAGCAGUGCAAGAGGGAGGAGAAAAAACUGAAACGGCUGCAGGAGACGGCUUUUCAGCUACGACUGGAGCACGGUCGAUCAUCACCACUCCCUGCUUUUAAUAUUGCACAACACGAUCUGGGUGCAUCUGAUGACAGCUCUCUGUCUGAUUCUGUUGUACAAGAUGAAGAGGUGACAAGUCAGUCAUCACAGCUGUCCUCUGGACUCCCCGACCCCGGAGAGACCGAUCCUCCUCAGCCUCCUGUGUCCUCACAGUCCUUCGUCGACGGCCCCUACAUGUCUCCAUCUGUGGCUCCACAGACCCUGCUGGUGACCCCAAGCCAGUCUCCCCAUCCGAGUCUAGACUCUAUGCUGAGUUUAAACUCAAGCCCCGUAUGUGACCUUCCUCCCAUCCAGCACUCCCCGUGGACAGAGUCAAGUCUCGACCAACCUUACCAGAAGAGCAGGAAGUCUCGCUCCUCCAGCAAGACGAGCAGUCCAGCCAAAAGUGAAUUGUUGCCACCGUUGGAGGCUUGCUUUGCUUCCCAUCUGAGGCUGAGCCGCUCUCAGUCGAACAGCAUGCCUUCCACACCAGAGAUGCGAGUACACAGACAACUCUCCCUCAGAAUAUCCAACCCUGAAUCUUCAUUUGAAAAGAACCGUGGUCGCACCAGAGGUCCAAGGAGGCGACUGACAGAAUAUGCAAUAACUUUACCAGAGACUCUUCUCCCCGCGGUGAACUAUGGAAACCACGUUAACUCUGAGGAUAGCAACUCUGAACACUCAUUUACAUCUUACAACAGCUCACCAUGUCAUGAGUUGCCCUGUGAUUUGCCCAAACAAUAUCAGUCUGCACUACCGCAUCCUGGCCCAGUUGGCAGCUAUGGACCACAAGCCCACCCACGCACUGGCUAUUACCUUAAUCCCAGGCUCCAGUCCGGCUCCAGCUUUCACAAGUCCUAUUACAAUGAAGAAAUGGUCUACCAAAAUGAUCUGGAUUUGGCGCGGGGCUACUCCGCCCAGCAGGCUCCCUGUCCUUCCAACAGAUAUGAGUAUUACUAUAAAGAGGCUGUGGUGCCCCACCAGAGAGCCCAGAGGCCUUUACCCCCUGAUAUCAGAAUCCCCCCCUCCCCGGUUCAAUGGGACCAUCCACACUACCGCUCCAAUGGCCUCCCACCACAAGUAGUGAAUGAACAGCUUAAGUCAUGGCACUGGCGCAGUCAGCUCAAAUCCCCGAGAUCUCGCUCUCUUGACAGACAGGGAGCAGUCAGAGUUAAAAACAUCUCCACUCGGGAGGCGACCUUCCACCAAAAUCAGAAUUACCAUGAACAGGUUAUCCAAAGAAGGGCUCUUCAACGAGCUGCAGAUGACACUCAAGGGCACUGGGUUGUAGAUGAUGGCUCUCACUUUGUAAGUCAAGUGUAAAUCAAGGCCAACUUGGACCGCAAACUGAACAUUGUGAACUCAGAAGCUGCAACUGCAUUCAUUCCCAACUAACCAAAGUGAAGUUGUCAGAUAUUCAAGUCGAGUUAACUGUUUAUCCCCAGAAACAUGACUCAUGUUUACCUGUAUUGGGGCAUAUAGAGGGAGAAUUAAAAAAACUGGGACAUCUUUCAAUAUAAUGCAAUUUAAUACAACAAUAACUACGGACACCAUAGUUACUGUAAAGUUGUACAUCUCUCUGCCAGUUACAGCAGAACAGAUGUACUGAAAUUUGAAGCACAGCUGUUAAGUGAACCUGUUGUAUUUGUCGACUUUCUGUAUGUUGUUUUGUACUUACCGUUACAAAUUGAGCAUUGACUGAGUGCUUGUUAAAUGUUAGUGAGGGCUGUUUUAACCUGUGACUGUAAAUCUGCUGCCAGCUCAAAAUGUAACAUUCACUGUCUCAAAAAACUAAUUUCAUCUUCAGAGUUUCUGUAUCUUUAAUUACAGGGUUAUUAUUAUAUGCAAAGCGAUCAUAAAUGAAAUGGCAAUUAAAAGCAAAUUGGCAGUAGUUCAAACACAGAAAUGUUCAACAAAAGUGCACAUCGUAGUCAGAUUGUGAGAAAUGUGAAAGUUUUUAAAAUAAUUUUUCAUAUGUUACUUAAACUGAGGUCAUUGUUGAAGUUAAUCUCAGAUGAAUUAUGAUUUAUUUCAGAAUAGCCACAUGUAAAGCCCUCAAGUACACUGCUUUAAGGUUCUUAAAAAUACAACAUAGUACUCCAUUAAAUGUGGCUAUCUGUAGCCAAAAACACUGCCAUUAUUGCGCAUUUCUGUGAGGAUGUGCUCGAGACACAGAAGUUUACUUUUAGCAGUUUAGUAAAUGGAGAAUACAGUGCUCCUUUUCACCAGCUGUAUUAAGGACAUCAAUUCCUUGUGAGAUAAUGUAAAUGACUAACAUAUCCUUUGUUAACUACAUUUUGUGUAUAAUUGUGCCUUGAUUGUGUCACCAUGUUAAUGAACUUGAGCUGCUUGAAUUUAAGAUCACAGUUUUGUCCUCAUGUACUUUUGGAGGCUAAUUUGCCUUGUUUUUACAUUUUUGUGUGUCUGCGGCUCUGCCAGCUAACUUGAAUUACUAAUGGACUUAAACAACUAGUCGAAACUAGAUAUUAAUUUACUCACAUGCGUUACAACAUAGUAAAUUUAACAAAAGCAGAGUCUUGAUGCUUGGCAGCUAUAAAUGUGUUCACUUGAGAUUUAUAAGUCCUGAGCUUUAACAGAAUCUUUAUCAGUGUUUGUGACUAGACACAAUUCUUGUUGUUAGAACCCGUACAAUUUCAACAAUGAUUUGAACUGUAUUCGAAACACGAUUAAUAUGUGAUUCACAAUCAAGUCCCCAAUUAUACAAGCUUUUGAUGGUAGAUCAUUUGAGAAUGAGAGCAAAGCACAGACUGGUCUUUCAUUGAUCUAUUUAUGCGUUUAUUUAUUGUGAUGUGCAUCAUUGGACCCAUGGAAAGUCAGGCUUGAAAUAAACGAAGACAUGGACCUGAGUUUGCAAAAAACAGCAGCAGUAGAGACUGACUUGUUGUAUAUAAAAGACCACAAUCAUGUUACCUUGUGUGCCUCUUUUUUAUUUAUCAGUUAAAUUAGUUUAAGUGGACUUAAUAAUAAAGUGUAAUGUUGCUGUUCAUAAAUCUGUGAAAAUGUUAAACCUGUGGAAGAAA